GAUCAGUGUGGGAAGGAUUUUACUAGUAAGGGUUCAUUAAAAAAUCAUCAAGUCAUCCACACUGGAGAGAAGCACUUCAGCUGUGACUUGUGUGGAAAGUCUUUUACCCUGGCUGGAAACUUAAAAAUGCACCAACUUAUCCACACUGGAGAGAAGCCGUUCAGCUGUGACUUGUGUGGAAAGUCUUUUACCCAGGCUGGAAACUUAAAAAUGCACCAACUUAUCCACACUGGAGAGAAGCCGUUCAGCUGUGACUUGUGUGGAAAGUCUUUUACCCUGGCUGGACACUUAAAAACGCACCAACUCAUCCACAGUGGAGAGAAGCCGUUCAGCUGUGACUUGUGUGGAAAGUCUUUUGCCCUGGCUGGAAAUUUAAAAGGACACCAACUCAUCCACAGUGGAGAGAAGCCGUACAGAUGUGAUCAGUGUGGCAGAGCUUUUAAUCGCAGUAGCCACUUAAUGAGUCAUCAAGUUACCCACUCUGGAAUUAAGGCAUACAGCUGUGACUAUUGUGGAAAAACUUUCAGUCAGCUAGGGUACAGAAAUGCACACCUACGCAUUCACACUGGACAUGAUGUGUACAGCUGUGAUCAGUGUGGGAAAAAGUGUGGAACAGAUGCACAGUUACAACGCCACAUGUUUACCCACACUGAGGAGAGACCUCAUAAAUGUGACCUGUGUGAUAAGACUUUUAAAACUCCACAGCACCUGAGAUCACACCAACAGAUCCACAGCAGAAAGAGACUCUACAAGUGCAGUUACUGUGAGAAGCAGAGCCACACAGAUGGAUCCAGUUCUCAACCCUGUCAUCGCUGUGGUGGUGGGAAAGCGUUUCGCUGUGACCUUUGUGGGAAAACUUUCAGUCAUCAAGUGAGCCUAAAAAUACAUCAGCGUAGACACACUGGACACAAACUGAAGUACUGCAAAGAAUGUGGGAGAAGCUUCACCACAACAGGUGCAAUAAAACGUCAUGAACUCAUCCACAGUGGGGUUAAAAAGCACCUCUGUGACCAGUGUGGGUCAUCCUUCAUCACUGCAGGUGUCCUUAAAGCGCAUAAACGAGUCCACACAGGAGAGAAACCAUACAAGUGUAGACACUGUGACAAAAGCUUCUCAUGUUCAGGUAAUCGUACCUUUCAUGAAAGUACACACACUGAACACACUGAAGGGAACUACAGCUGUGACCAGUGUGACAAGAGCUUCAGGAAUCUCACUUCAUACUCCCAACAC
Messenger RNA from Archocentrus centrarchus (flier cichlid), 1230 nucleotides. RefSeq names its product zinc finger protein 665-like. Lineage: Eukaryota; Metazoa; Chordata; Actinopteri; Cichliformes; Cichlidae. The annotation marks the transcript as partial. The record is from RefSeq and is a predicted model, not a curated record. The transcript has 2 exons.